This is a messenger RNA of Paramisgurnus dabryanus, 2640 nucleotides long. It is a transcript of the gene zdhhc18b, whose product is annotated as zDHHC palmitoyltransferase 18b. Gene Ontology annotation, molecular function: protein-cysteine S-palmitoyltransferase activity. The record is from RefSeq and is a predicted model, not a curated record. Lineage: Eukaryota; Metazoa; Chordata; Actinopteri; Cypriniformes; Cobitidae. Gene Ontology annotation, cellular component: endoplasmic reticulum; Golgi apparatus. Gene Ontology annotation, biological process: peptidyl-L-cysteine S-palmitoylation; protein targeting to membrane.
UUGACGCCGCUUGUUAUUGAAACAUUUGCGGUGAGGAUGUGUUCAUGACGUCACCGCAGCACAUCGCGUGACGUCACAUUCCGGUAAAUCGCCGUGUUUUGUCGCGCUUCGAUUGGAUCGCGCUCUCCGUGCCAAAAAACGGUAGGCUUUCGGUGUAAUGACACCAUUAAAGGACGCUGAUCCGUUCACAUCCCGCUUAAUGGCAAGCAGCUGAUAUCUGGUGGACACCGAAGCCUGUUUUUACCAAUGUAAAUUAUGAAAAAUCGGGAGUAUCAGCAAAUAGAUCCACAGGCACUCGCGACACCCACGCCGACGCCUCCAACGCGACCUCUUCCCGAGCACAGGAGCAAACGAGCUCGGAGAAAAUGGGAGGUGUUUCCCGGGAAAAACCGCUUUUGUUGUGAUGGACGCAUCAUUGUGGCGCGUCAGAGCGGCGUGUUGCCUCUCACGCUCGGGCUUAUCCUGCUCACCAGUGGACUGUUUUUCAUAUUCGACUGCCCAUUCCUGGUGAAACAUCUCACCCGCUUCAUUCCAGCAAUUGGAGGGGUCCUAUUUGUUUUUGUGAUCAUCUCUCUUCUUCAGACAAGCUUCACAGACCCUGGGAUUCUGCCCAGAGCAACUCCAGAAGAGGCUGCAGACAUUGAGAAACAGAUUGACAAGCCGACUAGCUCAUCAUCCUACCGCCCCCCUCCGCGCACCAAAGAGGUCGUCAUCAACCAGCAGGUGGUUAAACUGAAGUACUGCUUUACCUGUAAGAUUUUCCGCCCUCCUCGCACCUCCCACUGUAGCCUGUGUGAUAACUGUGUGGAGCGGUUUGAUCAUCACUGCCCCUGGGUCGGGAACUGUGUGGGAAAACGCAACUAUCGCUUUUUCUACACCUUCAUCGUGUCGCUGUCUCUUCUCACAGCCUUCAUCUUUGGUUGUGUAACUACACACCUGGCUCUGAGGUCACAAGGAGGAAAUGGGCUGGUCAUCGCCAUUCAAGAAAGUCCUGCCAGUGCUCUUGAAUUAGUGGUCUGCUUUUUUUCUGUGUGGUCCAUUUUGGGCCUCUCAGGCUUCCAUACAUACCUUGUAGCUGCAAAUCUUACCACCAAUGAGGAUAUUAAAGGUUCCUGGUCAGCAAAAAGUGGAAAUGAAGAUGUUGGAAAUCCUUACAGCUAUAACAAUAUCAUCAAAAACUGCUGUGCUGUCCUCUGUGGACCCAUGCCGCCCAGUUUGAUUGACAGGCGAGGGUUUGUGCCCUCUGAUGACUCCGUUCAGACCAGCCCUGUAGAAACUCAACUUCCAGCAGCUAAAAACGACAUAAACAUGUGCACAGAGGCUACCAAUGGUCUUGUGGAAACUGCCUCUCACUCUCCAUUACUCACAAGCUCCUGUCCACAAGCCAAGCCCCAAGCAGUGCCACCUGUACUGGACCCUAUACCAGAGGUUGUCCGUUCUCAUGCCUCAAGGACGUCCAAAGUCACCGAAAGCCGCCCUGCAAACAACACCCCUCACAAACACCAUUCACACCACAGAACCAAGGGCAAACAAGCCAUUUCUAACUCCCACGGGUCAUCUAACUCUUCUUUAAAACCCAUUCACAGACACAGUUCAAGAGGGCAUAGAGACUUGAAGAGCAAAGACUCAAAAAUCAGCUCUGUGCACCAUGAUUCAAAACUCAGUUAAUGGAGUGUUUCUGAACAUACAGCUCAAAACUAUUUCAAUAAACUGCCAACAGAAUUAUACUGUAAGAGUGAGGACUUAUCAGACUGGAUGAAGUGAUGAAGCAGUAUAGACUUCCCUUAUGAGAGCUGCUUAAUUAAAUGGAAAAUGAUGUAAUUCAUUUGCAUUUGUUGUUUUAAUGACAUUUCAAGCACAAAGACGUCCUAUUGUUUUCAAGUGCUCUGCAACUGCGGGCAAUUCUCAUUGGAACCAAUCAAUCAAUCCUACAACAGGUUCCCAAAGAGCUUUAUUGGAACAGCAAUAAUGGAACAUUAAAACCAGUAUGAAAGACAUAAACUCUGGGAUCCAUUUUCACAAGUUUUUCAAUUUUAGAUGACGGCUUCAAAAGCUUGGAGCCAGUCUAUAUGCAAAAAACAAAACAGUCAAGAGCAUGCCAGAAAAAUGCUGUUCAUUGGUGAACAACAUGGGUCUUUUCACAAUUUCCACCCUUGAUCCAGCAUGAUAUUGUAACAAAAUGGUAUAAUGUUUAAAAAGUGUACACCUUGCAAUCGUUAAGACAAACAUGUCCAAUUUAUGGAUAACCAUUAUUACUCUCAUAAUAGUGCUGCCAGUCUGAGCUUACCUCCAAAUCUUGUUACGUCUGCUGUUCUUAUUAAUGUCCUGCCCGCGUCUGUCUAUCAAAAAUUAGUAAUUAAAAAUGUCUAUAUGCACUAACCCUCUAUAUGCAGCAAUACUGUACUGAUUGAAGUGAAACAUGCUGUUGUGUGGACAUUAGGAUGUUUACGUAAGAACAGGAAUGUGAUGUAUUGUUAUCCAGGUUUUGUCUUGAAAUAUGCAACUGAAUGUUAUAAAAAAAGUGUUUGUUUCUCAUGACCUCUGCGACAUUUGCACAAAUAAAUACAAAAUACUUACAGGACAGCUUGGAGUAUGUGGGAUUUAUAUUUUAUUUAUUCACAGAAAUAAAGACAAUGCUGG